This is a messenger RNA of Ascoidea rubescens DSM 1968, 1266 nucleotides long. RefSeq lists its product as uncharacterized. The transcript has a single exon. Lineage: Eukaryota; Fungi; Ascomycota; Saccharomycetes; Ascoideales; Ascoideaceae. The coding region runs from base 1 to 1266 and encodes 421 amino acids. The record is from RefSeq and is a predicted model, not a curated record.
AUGAUGAACAUGAAUAUCAAUAAUGUUCCUUCUUUCAAUCCUUACACUUCAAAUAAUUUUGAUAAUAUCUCAUACAGAUUAUCCCAACUCAACACAAAUUCUUCAAUCAAUAAAAAUCAGUAUUCUAACAACCAAAAUAUCAAUAGCAAUAAUAACAAUAACAAUAACCAAACCAAUAACACAAAUAGUAAUCAAAAUAAUGACAAUAACUAUGGUGCCAUGAAUAAUCUCAAUAAUAUGGUCAAUAUUAACCCCAUGAACAAUUUAAACAAUUUAAACAGCAUCAACAUGAAUAAUAACAAUAUAAAUAAUAUGAAUAAUAUAAAUAAUAUGAACAGUAUGAACAAUAUGAACAAUAUGAGCAAUAUUAAUAAUUUGACUAAUAUGGGUAAUAUGGGUAAUAUUAAUAACAUCAACCUAAAUAACCUUCCAAAUCCAAAUAAUCUCAAUUUAAAAUUAAAACAUUACAGCAACAACAAUAAUAACAACAACAACAACAACAAUAAUAAUAAUCUUACUUCGAAUACCUCAAAUAACCCUAAUAAUAAUAAUAACACUAACAACUCCAAUAGCUCUAGUAAUCCUAAUAAUAGUAAUAUUUCUGCUCCCAAUAAUAUUACAAACAUCAGUCAUCUCAAUUCUAAUAACAGCAGCAACAAUCACAAUUCGAUUUCGUCCAAUCAAACUCUUGAUUCAACCGAAGAACAAAAGCUAAAAAUCACUCUUAAAAUGAAAGAAAAUCAAAUUCAAAAAUUAAAUCAAGAAAUUCAAAGAUUGCAAGAAUCAAUGAGAUCAUUAAAUUUACAAAACUCUCUUUCCAUUUCCUUAAAUAAUAAUGUAAUUUCAAAAAAUUCAAAAGAUCUUUCUAAUAAUAAUAAUUAUAUCGAAAUCCCAACCCAUUUAAAAUUGAUCUUUCAAAAAUUAGUCGAAAAUCUUCAGGAUAAAGAAAAAGAGCUCGAGGAUACAAAAUUAAGAUUGGAGUCUUUAAUUACCGCAAUUUCUUUAAAUCCUUCCAAUAAUUUAUCUUCAACAACUAAAUUUGGUCGAUAUGACGAAGAAAACUUAGCUCAUAAAAUUAUAAUUAGACUAAAAUUAUUAAACGAUGAAAAUAUUCAAUUAAACAAAAUGUUAAGUUUUGGAAAAUCCAAAGAGAAGGAUAUUAAAAUCGGCUUAUUAAAUGUUGAAAAUGAAAAGUUAAAAGAAAAAAUUAAAAACUUAGAAUUAAAGUUUCAAAACCUCGAAUCAAAAACUUCAACUUCAAUUUAA